AUGUCACAACAUCAAACUACUUCUACUUCAAAAACUACUAAGUCCACUCAAAAGGUUAGCGCUCCUUCCAUGGACUUUCAUGAUGAUGAGAUUCUGGAUGUGGUUCCUCUAUCAGUUAUUCCCUGCGAGACCCUUGAUUUGAACCAUCCCAUGGAUGCAUCAACUUCUGCAUGCCCCAAUCAAGGUAACAACUCUAGUAUCCCUUCUAGCUCAACUCAUGUCACUAGUUCUAAGGAAGAUAUACACCACACUGAUCAUGUCAUAAGGAACCUAGUCACUAGAAUCCUUAAUGAAGGACAUUCUAUGAAGAGAGUCUCUACUCCCCUGUCUAAAAUGUACCCCUCGCCCGAAGGUGCACAACAUAGUGAGAAGAAUAACGAUUCCUCCAAGUCUGAGAAGGACAUGGCUGCUGAAGGUUUGUGCUCUCUAGGGCAAACUAUGUCUGGUAAAGGAAAAUCUAUGACAUCUAAAACUGCCAAUGCUUCCCAUUCUGAGAAGCAUGAUGUUGCAAAUGAUGUGAUUGACCUAGAGGAUGAUAGGUCUGAUGAGCAAGAGGAUAGCUUACUUCAUCACUUAAAGCCAAUGAAGAAGAGGAAGGUUAGAGAAGUCUCUGAGUCUGAAGAAGAUGUUGAGGAAGAUGUCCCUGACAUCUCUCCUGUGAAGAAGACCAUUGUGAGGAAGUCCCAUGUGAAAGUUGCUGCUGUGCAUUUGGAUAAUAUCUCUUUCCAUCUUGAAGAUGGAGCUGCCAAAUGGAAAUUUGUGAUUAAAAGAAGGGUGGCUGUGGAAAGGGAGUUAGGAAAGGAUGCUGUUGAAGUCAAGGAGGUCAUGAACCUAAUAAAGACUGUUGGGUUGAUGAAGACUGUGGCUGGGUUCUCUCAGUGUUAUGAGGGUUUGGUUAAGGAAUUCAUUACCAACAUUUCUGAGGAUAUUGCUGAUAAGAAUAACAAGGAAUUUUGCAAAGUAUUUGUGAGAGGUAAGUGUAUCACUUUCUCUCCCACUGUUAUUAACAAUUUUCUGGGAAGAAGAGUUGAGGGUGCAAGUGAAUUGGAAGCUACAGACAAUAAGGUCUGUAGAGAAAUUACAGCAAGACAGGUGAAAGGGUGGCCUAUUAAAAAGCAUCUUCCUUCUGGGAAGUUAACUGUCAAUCAUGUCGAAGACAUUGUCAUGACAUCUGUUAUGGAAAAGCCAGCCUCUAAAGUUGGAACUAUUACUGAGCUGAAGGAGACUUGUAAAGAGCUGGAUGAAGGGAUAAGGUUCUGUUCUGCUGUAUUCAUGUUUUGUUGGUUUGUAUCUCAACUUGCUUACAGUUGA
Messenger RNA from Lathyrus oleraceus (garden pea), 1311 nucleotides. RefSeq lists its product as uncharacterized. NCBI's taxonomy places the organism in Eukaryota, Viridiplantae, Streptophyta, Magnoliopsida, Fabales, Fabaceae. The record is from RefSeq and is a predicted model, not a curated record. The transcript has 4 exons. The coding region runs from base 1 to 1311 and encodes 436 amino acids.